Molecule: messenger RNA, 3618 nt
Organism: Pogona vitticeps (central bearded dragon)
Lineage: Eukaryota; Metazoa; Chordata; Lepidosauria; Squamata; Agamidae
Source: RefSeq, a predicted model, not a curated record
CCGCGCCGCCGACUUCUUCUCUGAUUGACAAGCGCGCCAAGCGAACCGCGGCGCCUCUUGCCUCUGAUUGACAGGAGCGCUCGACCACGCCCAUCCCCGGUCCUUGUCCUCCUGCAAGAACGAGUAGCCGGGAGGAAGAGAAUUCCAUCCCGAGAUCCCGCCCCGCGUCCCUUUUCUCCCGGCUUGAGUGACAGCAGGACGAGUCAAUGAUUCCCUCCCGAGCGGAGCCCUAGGCUUUCCCUAUUGGCUGCGUCGUCCGGGUCCUAAGCCGGAGUGGCUCCUCCCACCUUAUGGUGGUUUAACUGCAGGAGAAGCAAUUCUUUACUUACCUUUUCUGAGUGAGCUGGUGAUCUGCAUCUGGUAUGAGUGGAAAGAUGUAACUAUUGUGGCUGCUCUGAGUUCAGAAUCCUGGUUUUGAAGGCUGCAUGGUCUACACCUGUGAUAUGAAUGACAUAUGGAGGUGGAUCAAGCAUCACCCAAAAGGCAUUCUCGUCAUGGAUUGUGAACCCUGACUUUCAUCACAUUUAAAUGUCCUUACCCUGUAUCUGGGUUGCGAAUAUUUGAAGUCCUGUAAGCCUUCUGGUUUAUUAACAUUCACAACAGAAGUUUCUGGUUUCCAUGAUAACAAUGAGGCGUGAUAGGCCACAAGAGCGGGCCGCCAGCUGGCCAGCAGAGCACAUCAAAGUGCUCCUUGCCCUAUGGACUGAGGCAGCAGUCACUCACGAUCUUAGCUCCCACGGGAGGAACCGUGCAGUGUAUGAUGGCAUUUCUCAGCGCCUGGCAGAAAUGGGUAUUUACCGAACUGGGGACCAGUGCAGGGAGAAAAUGAAAGGCCUGAAAGUGGCUUACCGCAAAGCGAAAGAAAAUAACUCAGUGGGGCGGCCACCCAUCAAGUGUCCAUUCUAUGAUGAGAUUGACCAGAUAAUGACACAGUACAUAAACUGCAGACCAGGCUUUUCUUCAGAGGUUGGUGAGGGAUCUGGUGUCACUGCAGACAGACAGGAGGGCCUCCCCCUCUCUGAGCCCUGGGGAGCACAGUCCAGCAUCUCUGAGCGUUGGGGGUCCCAGGCCUCUGGGCACUGGCUGUCACAGACUGCUGCCUCGGAAAGCCAAGGUACUGAUGAAUUCAGCUAUGCCCAAGCAGAGUCUCAGGAUGCAUUUGGGGAGAUCCAAGUCAUUCCAGUUCAGGUGAAGGAAGAGGAAUCAGAAGAUGAAAUAUCACCUGAGCUGGAUGUGUCCUCUCCUAUAGUUAUGGAAACACAACCUGCACCAAGACAUCUCAUUUCUAUGCUUGACCAACGCCCCCACCUUCGAACCCGGAAGCAAAAAGCACAGGGAGAUUCCAGUUACCAAAGGAGCUCUGGCCAGAAAUGUAAUCGUUCACAUCAGCUGGAACUGCAGAGAAUACAGAGGCAUGUUGCUAGCCAAGCAGAGGAGAAGCAGAGCCUUGCUGAGUUCAUUCAUCAUGACAAAGAGAUGCGCCGGGAAGAUAGGGAGUUCCAGGCCCAGCUCUUUGAGAAGCUUUUUCAGAAACAAACUGAGCUUGUUCAAGCGCUGACUCAGAGACCUCCUGCCAGUCCUACGUCCACUGCCUGUACUAAUCCUCUACACACGUUUUAUGUGUCCACAAAGCCUGCAGGUGGGGCAGCUGCCACAGGUCCUGGCUCACAACUACAGGCUUUGCUUGAGCAGAUAAUGCAAGCUGAAGGAUCUGGGAAAGGAUUAACCAGACUUCCAGUGAAAGAAGCACUUGGAGGAACAGUGAAGGUACCCCCUGAAGUGCAGUAUUGGACUGCUGAAGAAAUAUUGAGGUGGCUUCUGUCUCAACAGACUCCUGGAGAUCAGUGCCAAGAGGUGCUGACAGGCCCAGUACCCCCUUCUGUUGUGGGACACAUGGGAACAGUUGGAAAGGGUGAGAAUCCAGAAGCCCAGAUCUCUGUUUUGAAUCCAUUGUGUGAUUCCUAUCAGAGUUUGGGACAACAGAAUAAAGGUCACCUUCAUGGCAAGGCUCAGCAACUCUAUGAUAGCAGUUGCACUAAAACAGUGGAAACAGACACAGAUGUAGAGACACAGCGCCAGACUUUUAGACAGUUCCGCUACCAGGAUGCCCAAGGACCUGGGGAGGUUUACAGAUACCUGUGGCGUCUUUCUCACCAGUGGCUGAGGCCAGAAAUUCGAACCAAAGAGCAGAUCAUGGAACUACUCGUUGUUGAACAGUUUUUAAGUAUCCUCCCUGAAGAGAUCCAGACCUUGGUACGUGAAUGCCAGCCAGAAAAUGGCAAGGAGGCUGUAGCCCUGGCAGAGAGGUUCCAGCUUCACUUUGAGUCCAAGCGUCAACGGGACCGGAAACAAGUGAUAUCUGAUGAUACAAGGGCAGAUUCUCCCCAGGAAGAAUUUGAUGAUGAUCGGAGACAACCUUGCAACAAAGACAGUGAAGGAAACACUAGGAUAACUGGUAUACUUGGUACAGAAGCUCACCUCCGGCUGAGGAAGAGACCAAAGUCAGGUCUGAGGGAACGGACUGUGGCCAAACAGGAUGGAGACCACGGAGAAGCAGCAACAAAGCAAAGAAAACUAGAUAAAAGUUUAAAGGAGCAGGAGAUGACAGAGGCUGGGGAGAAAUCAAAACAAACACCAAACUCGGUGCCAGGAAAGCAAACUGGGAAAGUCAAAGGGCAAGGAAGAUCAAUUCCAGGAUGCAAUGCUACUGUUGUUGGACAGAGCCAGGUUGAGGGGGGAGCCAAAGUGGAGGGCAGCGGCAGAGUUUCAGAAAUUCUAAAUGGGGUACCCUCUUCCAAUACAUUGAGCAGCCAGAAGGCACUAGAUGGGCUCGGGCAAUCGCGGUUGGCUUUAAAUAAGGAUGUCACUGCAUCCGGCCAACAGCAUAAUAAUGAUGGUCAGCUGUCUCCUGAGGUUGAUAGACCAUCACUUAGUGACAGCAUUGACAUUUUACUGGAUUCUCCCUGGAGUGGAAAUGGCAGCGUUGAAAUAACUCAUGAUGGGCCACCUGGUUCAAGGAUGCUACCACCCUGUGCCAGUUGCACCAUGUUGAAGACUGAGCUAGACGCUGUACGUGAAGAACUCAGGCUAACUCAAGCUUCCACUUUGUAUGGGCUAAGUGGUGCCUCUUUACGAGAUUUAUCAGAGGCUCUUGGCACUGUUGUGCAUAUCCUCAGCAGCAGGAAGUCGUCAGCAAAAAAUGCAUCCCAGAAUGUUGCUGAAAUCUCUAGUAGGCCAACAUGGCAAGAGAGAAAUCAUUUCUGAAAUGUGAGAGGACCUGCACUUGAUUCAGCAUCAAGAAAUUCAGCAGCAAUACUUAACAACACUAGGAUGAGGACAUGACUUGAAAAGGAAGGAAAAAUGCCCUCAGCUCUUGGUUGUCUGAGACUUGUAACUGACCUUGCUACAUCCAUACCCUGCCCCACUAGAACAUCAUGUUUAAUUACUCAGGCUACAGAUGGCUCUGGGGCUGAUGCUCUUUGCCUGCUGUAGUGAAGGUAUUGUCAUUACUGUGUCUUUUUCAUGUUAUCCUAGGUUUUAUUUGUUUGUUUGUUUUUAUACAGUAGUAGCUCUUUCUUCCCUUUCCUGCUUAGAUCAAAAUAAAGCAACUGGGAAUGA